AUGUCAACGACAAUCACCAAGCGGAGGCGGGCGAGGAAGGCAUGCAUCCCAUGCCAUCAGCGCAAGCGGAAAUGCGACGCCGUGUAUCCUUGUGGGAUGUGCACCACCCACGGCUACAAUUGCACCUACACCGACGGCCAUCCUCCGCCUCCAGCCAAGCGCACAAACCUGGAGCGCGACGAGGGAACUCUCAACCGAGGUCAGAUCGAGCCAGUCGACUCGCCGGCCCAGACUCCCCUCCCCGCCGUGGCCGUGGGGCCGUCUCCCGGCAUCUUUGAUGAGCAAAGGUUUCGAUACUCUGGGGCAUCAGCGGCCAUGGCAUUCCCACAUAUCCUUGGAGUGGCUCUGGGCUCCGAGAGUCCUCCCAAGAUGCGGUCAUUCGCUUACAACUUUGGCGUCCGCCCCGAAGAAGCAUCCAACGCUCACUGCUUUCUGGGUGACCUCAUCUCGGAGGAAGACCUUGGCUUCUUCUCGGGGGUGUACUUCACCGUACUGGGUCCCAUCGGUGACGUGAUUGACCCUACCACCUACACGCAGCGAUGCUGGGACUAUUACCGGGGUUCUGGCAGCAAUGCGGCCGCCUUUGCUGCUGUGGCCGCCGGCGUGGCGGCCCUCGGAUCCUUCCUAUCCCCACGCAGACACCCGCGGGAGUCGGACCUGGUGCAGUACGCCAAGGCGAUUCUCGACGAUCCCUCCUCCAUGCGUCUCCAUGGCAUUGACCACAUCGUUGCGUGGGGCAUGCGAGUCUUUUACCUGCGAGCUACAACCCGGCCCAGCAAUGCUUGGAUCGCUUCGUGCACGCAAAUGCAUCUCUGCGAGGCCAUCGGCCUGCACGAGGAAGUCACCAUCACGAAGAUGGCCUCAAUGGCAGGCGCCGCCAUCCUCGGCCAUAGUGCUGACCGUCUGCGCAGAAUCUUCUGGAUCUCGUGGGCCGGGCAUAACAUCCUGUCUUAUGAGUACGAUCUUUCGUCGGUCGGAUAUCGGACCGUGACUUGCCAGCCCAUCAUCUGCGUCCCAGGGUCCGUGGCUGAGCAGUUCGUACAACUCGCCCACAUUAUUCCCUCGCCCAACGCAGCGUUGAAGUACGACACACAACCUGCUAGUCCCACGCAGGAAUUAUAUCAUCGUCUCAAGGCCCUGGAUGAGUCCAAAGUAAGCCAUCCGUUCCUGGUUGUGACGAAGGCGGAUCUUGCAUUUUGCUUUUAUCGACGGCUCUACCAGCUCAAGACCCAGAUACCAGACGAGAUCAUCAAACUCGUCAUUAACAGCGGCAACGCCGCAGUGGAGGCAGCCAAGGGGCAAGCUGAUCAGGGUCAUCUGUUUUGGAACGCGAUUGGCAGCGUCUUCCAAUACUGCUGCAUUCUGUUGGCCAUUGACACUCCGGUAGCUUUUCCCCACAUUGACAGUGCGUUUAAGGGCCUGGAGCACCUUGUCAAGGCUGCCGAUACCGGACUGACGCGGGAGGCGUUGUCGAUGGCGCGCCACCUCCUCGGCUUAACCAUGACCAAGAAGCGAAAGGAACUGGCUCAGCUGGAAGCUGUCGAAGCAGGAUAUGGGUUUGGUCAGACACCGCCGACAGCUGAGGCCAAUAUUGCGAUGCCAGACAUGAGUUGGGAAAUUAACUGGGACCAAUUCUUCAUUGAGCCAUACUUGUCUAUGCUCGGUCCUGAUCUUCCCCUAUGA
Molecule: messenger RNA, 1683 nt
Organism: Aspergillus aculeatinus CBS 121060
Lineage: Eukaryota; Fungi; Ascomycota; Eurotiomycetes; Eurotiales; Aspergillaceae
Product: C6 zinc finger domain protein
Exons: 1
Coding region: 1-1683 (560 amino acids)
Biological process (GO): response to xenobiotic stimulus; regulation of DNA-templated transcription
Molecular function (GO): DNA-binding transcription factor activity, RNA polymerase II-specific; zinc ion binding
Source: RefSeq, a predicted model, not a curated record